AUGGGGCCCCUGAGUGUCCGGGCGCAACGUGCUCAGCCUCGUUCUCGUUCUCUGAACGGACGCGUGUGUGGUAAAAACCCCACCCGCCCCACCCCGCGGACGCCGGCGCGCGCUGAAGCCGUGCCGAGCGUGCGCAUACAGAGUACAGAGCGGCCUCAACCAGCCUCCAUCUGCCUUCGACCUGAGACGGCACAGGACGAUCUCGUGCCCGUACAAAAGCGACACGAAAAGCAGCACGAAAAGCGGCACGAAAGCCGCGCCGCGCCGCACCAGCACAGACGAUCCGAGGGGGGUUGGGAGGUGGAAGCGCAUGACUCCCCGGAGUCGACCCGAUCCGACACCCCAUAG
Messenger RNA from Heterobasidion irregulare TC 32-1, 348 nucleotides. RefSeq lists its product as uncharacterized. The record is from RefSeq and is a predicted model, not a curated record. The transcript has 3 exons. The coding region runs from base 1 to 348 and encodes 115 amino acids. NCBI's taxonomy places the organism in Eukaryota, Fungi, Basidiomycota, Agaricomycetes, Russulales, Bondarzewiaceae.